Molecule: messenger RNA, 1872 nt
Organism: Recurvomyces mirabilis
Lineage: Eukaryota; Fungi; Ascomycota; Dothideomycetes; Mycosphaerellales; Teratosphaeriaceae
Exons: 2
Coding region: 1-1872 (623 amino acids)
Source: RefSeq, a predicted model, not a curated record
AUGCCGCUGCUCAUCUCCGCCCCAUCGGUCAACUCCCGCUUUGCCCAACUCGUGAUUGCUACGAUACUGCUUCUGGGAGUAUUCUGGUAUAUCACACCUUCCUUUGAAGCGGCAAGGCAUAUCAGUAUACCAGGCCUACGUCACCCCGCCGCGCCAUCGGAGCCGAAACCUCUGGCUCCAGAGCAUGAAAGCAGUACUGGAAGCAGCAAGACGCCAGCACUGAAGCCUGACCACCCGAUUGACCACAUCAUUACAACAGCCGAGAAAGAGUAUAACGAGCUCCUCCAACAGGAGACGACCACAGUAGAUGAUGCAGCCAAAGCCUACAAGGAAAGAAGAGGGCGCAACCCCCCACCCCACUUCGAUGCGUGGUUCAACUUCGCCCAAAACCACAGCACCCUCGUCAUCGAAUCCUUCUUCGACCAAAUCUACACCGACCUUGCGCCCUUCUGGGGCGUGCCCGCCAAGCAGAUCCGUGAGCAGGCGAACAGCUUCGAGCAUAGGAUCAGUGUCAGAAACGGGAAUGUCACGAAACGGACGGAUAUCGAAGUAAGGGCCUGGCUGGAUCUAUGGGCGGAUAUGGUAGGGUCGGUAGCAGAGUGGUUGCCGGAUGUGGAUUUGCCGAUCAAUGUUAUGGAUGAGUCGAGGUUGGUGGUGCCGUGGGAGGAGAUUAAUGGGUAUAUGGGUAAGGAACGGGAGAGUAGGAGCGUAUUGGAGGAUGAGGAGUUGGAGAUGGCGUAUGGGAGUACGGCUGCGUUGAAGAAGCUGGAUGCUGAGGCGAAGAAGGACGAGUUUUAUGAUCCGGGGUUUGAGGGUAUGGGUCCGUACUGGGAGUUGGCGGUCGUGGGAUGUCCACCCGACAGUCCGGCGCGGAAGGCAUAUAUCGAGACGGACUUCACUACCCCUCUCCACCUCACCGGCGGCUUCCCACAAGGCUCGUACCAAGGCUACGUCCAAAACUGGACCCUCGCCACCUCCCCAUGCGAAAACGCCCAACUCCAAGGUCUCCACGGCACAUUCGUCGAACCGAUCUCCAUCGCCACGACCAAGACAUUCUUUCCUCUGUUCGGUGGCAGUAAACUACCUAUGAACAACGAAAUUCUGCUCCCACCAGCUAUGUACUGGACAGACGACCCCUUCUACUCCGGCGGCGAAAGCCACGGAAGUGCAUGGGAAGAGAAGAGAGCCGGCCUCAUCUGGCGUGGCGCUGCGAGCGGCGGAAGGAAUAAAGAGGAGAACUGGCGGCGAUUCCAACGCCACCGCUUCGUGAGCAUGGUGAACGCUACCUCCCUUUGGCAUGCGGAGACGACUGGAGUCGGACCGCCUAACUUUGUCCUCCCAGCCUUUAAUCCGUACGAUCUCGCUUCCACGCCCUCCGAUAAUGUUGGUGGCUCUUUCGCAGACUGGGUAGGCACCUGGUCCAACGCAGCAGUCGUGCACCUCCUCUGCUUUCCCGACCCGAGCCCCCCUCACUGCUCCUACACAGACCCGUACUUCACAGUAGCGAAGGCCAUGCCCAUGUCAGAACAAUACAGCUACAAAUACCUCCCCGACAUAGACGGAAACAGCUUCUCCGGCCGCUACCGAGCGUUCUUGUUCUCGACGAGUUUGCCGAUCAAGGCGACGAUAUAUAAAGAAUGGCAUGAUUCCCGCUUAAUACCGUGGAAGCAUUUUGUGCCUAUGGAUAAUUCUUUCACGGAUAUUUAUGGGAUUAUGGAGUACUUUUUCGGGAACGGGAAGGAAGGUGUGCUGGGCCAUGAUAAGGAGGGCAAGGGAAUCGCGGAGGAAGGGAAGAAGUGGGCGGAGAAGGUUUUGCGGAAGGAGGAUAUGCAGGUGGAGAAACUGGGGUGGAGGGGCGAGGGGGUGGGUUAA